This is a messenger RNA of Aspergillus wentii DTO 134E9, 1134 nucleotides long. RefSeq names its product ankyrin repeat domain-containing protein. The transcript has a single exon. Gene Ontology annotation, cellular component: cytoplasm. Bases 1 to 1134 code for a protein of 377 amino acids. NCBI's taxonomy places the organism in Eukaryota, Fungi, Ascomycota, Eurotiomycetes, Eurotiales, Aspergillaceae. Gene Ontology annotation, molecular function: protein binding. The record is from RefSeq and is a predicted model, not a curated record.
AUGGCUCGUGAUGAUUGUUGGUUGGAUGCAAAAUCCCCCAAGAGUGGGGAUGGGCGAAGCGUUCUGUCUCAUGCUGCUGAGUGUGGUCAGGAAGAUAUCGUCAAAAUAAUCCUCCAGGAGACGGAAAUUGGACGCGAUUUUGAGGAUGAAAUGAGCCGAACGCCACUUUCUAGGGCUGCAGAAAAUGGACAUGAUACAAUUGUCGAAAUGCUGCUAGCAUCUGGGGCUGAUAUUGAUUCUAGGGAUGACAAACGCUACGGUCUGUCCCCCUUAUGGUAUGCAAUACGCACAGGGAGAAAGAGCACAUUUUCACUCCUGGUAAAACAUCACGCAACAGUCAAGCCAACGGUCAAGAACGAAAUAGCAUAUUUCACAUUACCUUCAGCGGAGGAUGUAGGGAGUGAUUUUACCGAGCUGCUACUUUUGCAUGGUAUUGCGUUUCGACCGUAUGAUGUGUCGAAUGAGAGUAUCCCGAGUGUAGCCACUGAAAAUGGGGACUGGGACUCUGCGGAUUCCCUGAUAACACACGAAAUAGAUGUUAAGUCAAAAUACCUAUGUGGGAGAUCAUGGCUGGCAGAGGCAGCGGAAAGAGGGGACGAGAUUCUUGUUAGGAAAUUGCUUUCGUACAAUCCGGACACAGAAUCAGACGAGUUUUAUGUGUCACCCAUCUACAAAGCUGUCAAAAACGGAUACGGCAAGAUUGUUGAGCUUUUACUUGACCACGGGGCCCUUCCUGACCUCAGCAAUCAUUACUGGAGGGGGCUUGAUAACCUGCUUUUCCUCGCUGCAAGAGAGGGACAUACAAACGUUGUCAGGCAGCUGUUAUCUUAUGGCGCUGAUCCUGACGGUCCAAUCGAGGAGGGCGAGUCGUUGAUAUACCAGGGAGCAGAAAAUGGGUGGGGGGAUAUUGCGCACCUUCUUCUUUCCCAUGAUGCUGACCCUAACCUUGAAUCAUCAUAUGGCAACACUGCCCUGUUUGCAACGAAGGGCAAAGAAAUGGCCAAGAUAUUGCUUCAGUACGGGGCAGACCCCAAUAUUCAAUCCAGCAAAGGUGCUUCCGCAGGCGAAGUGCUGAGGGAAAAUGGCAUCUUCAUAGAGGAAAUACACAAGGAGGCUUCAGUGAAUGGGAAAUGA